AUGGCGCAGAUUCAGUUUGACUUGACCCGGGCCGAAGAAAUCACCCGCUAUCAGUUUCGUGAUAGAGGGCUUCUUUAUGAGGCAUUGCAAAGCGCAACCAGAGACCGAGACGAACUGACGGGCGAGAUCCAUGAGUCGGAUGGCAAUCGGCGUCUUGCGAAGUUAGGAUUUGCCGUCCUGGAGCUGGCGGUGGUAGAUGAGUGGUUCAGACGAGGCAUGAGCCAUCGAGAGCUUGACUUGCUACGGAAGAAAUUCCUGGCCAAGGACUACUUGUCCGAUGCCGCGCAGCAAAAAGCGUUACAUACCUGCCUCUCGAUGUCUCAGCGGCAGGAAAACAUCGCUGCACCCCCAAUGACCAUGAAACUGGUCUUGAGUGCCGUAAUGGGCGCAGUGUGGCUUGAUGCAGACUUGAAUCUCAGCGAGGGUCUCAAUAAUGUGAAGUGGGUUAUGCAAACUUUCGGGUCAGUGUACCUUUACUGCUCAUGA
Molecule: messenger RNA, 486 nt
Organism: Fonsecaea erecta
Lineage: Eukaryota; Fungi; Ascomycota; Eurotiomycetes; Chaetothyriales; Herpotrichiellaceae
Exons: 2
Coding region: 1-486 (161 amino acids)
Biological process (GO): RNA processing
Molecular function (GO): ribonuclease III activity
Source: RefSeq, a predicted model, not a curated record